UACAUAAUCCAACCCAUCCUAUCCAUCACCCACUUUUCAAAUCUCCGUUAUUGUGUUUUCGUACAGCCCUCCCUCCUCUCGAGUCUCGGCUAUCCUGGGUUAUUUAUAGCAACAAGAAGAACAAAAAACCAAAGCGGUUAAGGUUAAGAAAACAAGUCCAUGAAAGCAGGAAAAUGAUAAAUUCUGUUGCAAAAAACAUCAGCAGAGGAUGGUCUUCGCAAAUCUGCAACAAUGCUCCCAGAAUUUCAUCAUUAGGAGGCCAUCAUCAUAUUACUUGUAAAUUUCCUACUUUCACCUUACAUUCUUCUAGAACUUUUUCUUCCUCUUCUUCUGGGUCCCACUUUGGUGGGUUCUUAAAAUGGUAUUUGGGUAUGCUUCAAACCCGCCCAUUUACCACAAAGGGAAUCUCUUCUUCUCUUAUAUUUGCUGCUGCUGAUUUUACCUCUCAGAUUAUUACAUUGCCACCAUCUGGAUCAUUUGACUCAUUCCGUACAUUGCGUAUAGCUGGAUAUGGAUUGCUAGUCAUGGGACCAUCUCAACAUCUAUGGUUCAAUUUUCUCUCAAGGAUCUUGCCUGGACGAGAUGUAUUCACUACUGUGAAAAAAAUAACUAUGGGGCAAGCUAUUUAUGGACCAAUUAUGAAUAGCAUUUUCUUUUCCUAUAAUGCAGUUCUUCAAGGUGAAACUAGAGAAGAAGUUAUAGCAAGACUGAAGAGAGACCUUUUCCCAACUUUAAGAAAUGGUCUUAUGUACUGGCCUUUGUGCGAUUUUCUUACAUUCAAAUACAUCCCUGUCCAUCUGCAGCCAUUGGCAAAUAGCUCUUUUGCCUACCUUUGGACAAUAUACCUAACAUACAUGGCAAGCUUGAAGAAAGUUGGCAAGGAUUAAUAUCAGAGUUUUUGUCAUAAUUGUGGUACCUGCUAUAUUUUACUUGGUAUCGGAGUAAAUUUAUAUCAGAAAUUUUGACUCUUGAUUUUCAGGUUUAGAGUUGUUACUUGUUGUAACUUUUUAGUGUAGGAUUAUACCUUCCAACUUUUAUCAAUAAAGCUUGUUGUGGCAAGGAUUAAUAUCAGAGUUUGUCAUAAUUGUGGUAUCCUAUUCAGACACGGAUUGAGUGUCUACUCGGAUACGGGUGUCCAAGUAUCCGACUCGAUUAUUUUGUAGAAAAAAGAUAAGUUUUUAGUUUAGAAUAAAGUAUCCAAGUGAAGUGUUGUGUUGGACACGACACAACACCCGGUUUUUGAGGUGUCGGAGUAAUAUAGGUGGUACCUGCUAUAUCUUGCUUGGUAUCGGAGUAAAUUGAUAUCAGAAAUUUUGACUCUUGAUUUUCAGGUUUAGAGUUGUUACUUGUUGUAACUUUUAGUGUAGGAAUUAGGAUUAUACCUUCCAACUUUGAUCAAUAAAACUUGUUUUGGUGGUUGUUAUUUUAGAACAACACAAGUUUUGCAGCAA
Beta vulgaris subsp. vulgaris (sugar beet) is the source of this 1451-nucleotide messenger RNA. Its product is annotated as protein sym-1. The coding region runs from base 174 to 887 and encodes 237 amino acids. NCBI's taxonomy places the organism in Eukaryota, Viridiplantae, Streptophyta, Magnoliopsida, Caryophyllales, Amaranthaceae. Gene Ontology annotation, cellular component: membrane; cytoplasm. The record is from RefSeq and is a predicted model, not a curated record. The transcript has 4 exons.